Molecule: messenger RNA, 949 nt
Organism: Lotus japonicus
Lineage: Eukaryota; Viridiplantae; Streptophyta; Magnoliopsida; Fabales; Fabaceae
Product: photosystem II D1 precursor processing protein PSB27-H2, chloroplastic
Exons: 4
Coding region: 183-809 (208 amino acids)
Biological process (GO): photosystem II assembly; photosystem II repair
Cellular component (GO): photosystem II; chloroplast thylakoid lumen
Source: RefSeq, a predicted model, not a curated record
GGUAAAUUUUGUAAAAAUGUUGUAAAGGGUAUUUUUUAGAUACAUGCAAAUCUAAUGGCCAUUUUAGCCUUCUCCCUUUGGAUAGCCCCUAUGUGGCGGUGCGAGCAGUGUUCGUUGAGGCAGAGAUUCUUUGGAGUUGCACAGGGGAUGUAGCUCAGCAUUGUGGAAAUUUAUAAAGAAGAAUGGCAAGUAUCCUUGCAGCAAAUAUGAGUUCCAUUACAAGUUCUAAAACAGUUGAAAGGAUCAAAAGAUUUGAUAUUCAUGAUAAACUGCAAUUCAGGUCUAAUAUUGCACUGCCUCCUUUGGAGGCUUCAUCGAGUCGCAGGCAUCUUCUACUCAGUGUUGGCACUUCAUUGGUUACCAUGACCUGUGGUGGUUUAUCACCAUUAAUGGCAUCUGCUGAAGAGAAUUCAGCUGACAAAGAGGAUGAUGAUAAAGGAGUUGUUGGGGCCAUCAAAUCAUUAUUUGAUCCUAAUGAGAAAUCAAAGUCUGGGAAAGUGUUGCCAAAGGCUUACUUGAAGUCAGCAAGAGAAGUAGUGAAAACGCUACGUGAAUCGUUAAAUGAAGUCCCUGAUGACAAUGCCAAGUUUAGAAGAACUGCAGACGCAGCAAAGGAGUCAAUUCGGGAUUAUUUGGGUGGUUGGAGGGGAAAUCAGGAUGUUGCUCAAGAAGAAUCAUAUGAUAUGUUGGAGAAAGCAAUCAGAUCUUUGGCAAAGUUUUACUCAAGGGCAGGGCCAUCAGCCCCAUUGCCGGAGGAAGUGAAGACUGAAAUAUUAGAUUAUCUAAAUACUGCUGAGGAAUUUUUGUAGGACACCUUUCUUUAUGUUGUUGAAACAAUAGUACCAUUUCAAAUUCCCUGAAACAAUGGUAUGUGAGUAAGCAAAUUUAUUAUUGUAUUUAACUUGUGUAGCAAAGAAAUCAAACAAAAAAGAAGUGAAUUUAACUUUUA